Molecule: messenger RNA, 3015 nt
Organism: Peromyscus leucopus (white-footed mouse)
Lineage: Eukaryota; Metazoa; Chordata; Mammalia; Rodentia; Cricetidae
Product: POU domain, class 6, transcription factor 2-like
Exons: 3
Coding region: 261-836 (191 amino acids)
Source: RefSeq, a predicted model, not a curated record
UCUCUCACAUGCUAGUUGAGCGUUAAUAGGGUGGGGAGUAAUGGAGAACUCAUCGAAUCUGUAAUAGCUCUUCACUUGACUGCAGCCAGCAAUAACAGCAGGAGCAGGCAGAGAUAAGAGAGAGGAGAGAGAGGGAGAGAGAGAGAGUGUGUGUGUGUGUGUGUGUGUGGAAGAGAGAGAGGGAGAGGGAGAGAGGACACGCUCUCUAAAGCUGCCACUUUUUUCCUCCCCUUCGCUCUUUCCCCCCAUCCUAGGAUCCAAUGAUAGCCGGACAAGUCAGUAAGCCCUUGCUGUCAGUGCGGAGUGAAAUGAAUGCGGAGUUGAGAGGUGAGGACAAGGCUGCUACUUCAGACAGCGAGCUGAAUGAGCCCCUGCUUGCGCCCGUGGAAUCAAAUGACAGCGAGGACACUCCCAGCAAGCUCUUCGGGGCCAGAGGAAACACAGUCCUAUCAGAGCCAGGAACUCCUGACCAGCACCAGGCCAGUCAGACCCACCCCCCAUUUCCCGUUGGGCCACAGCCACUUCUGACAGCACAGCAGUUAGCCUCUGCUGUGGCCGGGGUGAUGCCGGGAGGCCCCCCAGCCCUCAACCAGCCCAUCCUCAUCCCCUUCAACAUGGCGGGACAGCUGGGUGGUCAGCAAGGCCUGGUUCUCACACUGCCCACAGCGAAUCUCACAAACAUCCAAGGGCUGGUAGCAGCAGCUGCAGCUGGAGGCAUCAUGACUCUGCCAUUGCAAAAUCUACAAGGUAACAUCAUGCCCAGGUGCGGUGCAGUGCUCCACUCACUGGCCGACUUCUCUGAAAUGGACAAAAAGCCCCCUGAAUGGGGACGGUAGCUUAGGGGGUCUUCUAUCAUAAACGGCAUAAAGGGCCUCUACAGAAAGCAAUCUUUUCAGUUGUUUAUGAAUCCUGAGCUUGUUCAAGCCAUGGUUUUAUCAACCCUCAUUUCCUCACAUGGACAGCAAAGCUUUUCAGGUCCUCUGGAAGUACUCAUGAGCAACUAUUGCAGGGUACAACAUCAUUUAAAUGUAAAAUUAUUGCAUUGUUAUUUGAAGACACAGUCAUAAUCUGACAAGGCAUUCAGUUUGACCACAUGCAAGGAAAGUUUGGAUGUUCCUUAUAUCUGUUAAGUGGUUGGGACACCACAAAUACAAAGUGUCAUUUGAAAUGAUUAAUUUAAUGAUUAUUUUGCUACUAAAUAGGCUUUAGAUAUAAGUGUUAAUCACAGAUUGUAUUAUUUGGGCUUUUUUGGUAGAAGGAGGACUUGGUAGAAGGGAGAAGUUUUUUUCUAUAGUUCAAAAUUUUCAACUUUUCUUAGAAAUUUUGAUAACACCAACACUGGUUGAUUUCUAAAUUAUUCAUCAGAGAAAUAAUAACUAUGGUGAAAAACAUUCUGAAUAUAAUAUAAUGUCUGGUACAAAAAAAAAUCCAACUAUUUACUUUGGGAUACUUAAAGCAGUUGACAUCUUAAUUUACAUAAAUAUAAGCUUUUUUGUUUGCAGAAUGAAGGUUUGUCUAGGUAAGUUCUCAGAAUAACAAUUUAAAGCACUUUUUAAAUUGUCUAGAUGUUAGAUGUUUAUAUAGUUUAUUAAAUUGGUGAGAACAUCCAUUCACACACUGAAGAACAACUAAGAACCAGUGAAUCUUGGACCUCUUUGCAGUCUGUGUGUUCUGAUAUCCCAUCCAUUGUUGCUACUUCUUAACUUUCAGUUUAAUGUUUAAAACAAAAGUCUCUCUUAUACCAUUAAAUUGUGCCAAGAACCUUGCCAUUCAUAAAUCAUGUAUGCUCAGGAUACACUAAUGCAUGAACUUUGCUUGUUUCAAAUUUGAGUGCCUGGGAAGCCAGGAACUUGAGAUUAAGCAAAUAAAGCAGGAAUCCACAAGGUGAAAGCAGAAGCAACAAAGUGUAGGGCCAGGCUUCUUAAUGUAGGUGGAUGAUGAAAUCUUAAUGAAGAAACAGGCAUUAUCAAAAUGCAACCUUCCAUUUGGAACAUGUGUGCUUAUGGGAAUAUUGAAUAUUAUAAAUAAACAUCAGCUUGCAGAGCUCCUAGGCUGUGAAUUAAUUCUGCUUGGUUAAGAUGGACACCAAAGUCCAAGUGAAAAAAAGGAAGUCUUUUUAUACUUUCAUUGUAGCUCAGUGUUGUUGGGAUUUUUAGUGCCUGCUAUUCUAGGGUUUCAAGAUCAGUGCUGGCCUAGUGUGCAGCACAGCCUUCUCCAUUUUGUUUUUGAUGUCAAGUUUAAGUAUGAGCUUACCAUUUAGACCUCUGGACUCUGGCGCUUUCAUGUCAAACCUGUGUUUGUGCCCUGUGUGAGGGCAGCAGAAGCAUUUGUUCUUUUUAUUCUUUGGUCCCCUUGGCAAAUGUUCCCAUCAGCAUUGACUUCAGAAGUGUAUUUGUGUUCUCAACCAAGCUCAUGUCAGCCACAGAAUUGUGAACAAAUAUUUCUCCCUUUGAAGUCAUCUUUAAAAUUUCAGUGUUUCUAGAAGGGAGGUGAUGAGCUCACUAAUGUGAAAUGCCUAUCAGUAAGUCAGCUGACUAGGGGGAAGUUUCCCUCAUUGAUCUUAACAUCAAGCCCCUCCUCUAACAUCCUCUCUUUUAAGGUCCAAAUCAACACCAGAUAUGGAAGUUCGACUUAUGGUUUCCUUAGGCUUUCCUGAUCCUUCCCUAUCCUCUCACAUGAUGUCUCAACACCCAGACCUCACUAACCAAAGACAUAAGCCUCCUGGUUUACUGGCAACUGGGAUAUUUCCAAGGAUAUAGUAUCUUCAGGGUUAAAAUCAGGAAAUUUCCAGGAAAAUUAGAAAGAUUUUGUUGCCCAGUGAAAAGUCCAAGGAUGAUAAGGAUGAUAAGCAGAAAGUUUAUCUCUAAGGUGACCAAGAUCAAUGUACACGACUUGAAGAGCAAUGUCAGAUAUCACCUGGAAAUCAGUCCACCAGCACUCAGCCCAAGGCUGAUCUUAACACCUUUCGGUGACCUAUAGCAGUGGUUCUCAACCUGUGGGUCACAACCCCUUUGG